Rhizophagus irregularis DAOM 181602=DAOM 197198 is the source of this 1365-nucleotide messenger RNA. RefSeq lists its product as uncharacterized. NCBI's taxonomy places the organism in Eukaryota, Fungi, Glomeromycota, Glomeromycetes, Glomerales, Glomeraceae. Gene Ontology annotation, molecular function: protein binding. The record is from RefSeq and is a predicted model, not a curated record.
AUGUUUAUCAAAUGCAAUACAAUCGAUUUAACUAUUCCGUUUUCUACGCCAUCACCACUUGAUGUGCCUUAUGAAGUGCAUACAAAGGUUCCUAUAAAGUCCAAUUCACACACGCUUGUAUUUGCAAUGGAUAAUGAAGGCGGAAGUAUAUAUUUUUUUGGCGGCUUUAGAGUUUCAGGAGGCAAUAGUAUAUACAGAUACUCUAUAAAGUUAGAUGGUUGGACUGAAGUAACACCAGUAAAUGGCGUUAUAAUGCCGUCUGAAUCUACAACUAGAGUUAUUGGAGUUAAGGAUAGUAGUAAUAAUAAUAUUUAUAUAUUUGAUAAUAGCACCAUGUACAUUUAUGACGCAUUAAAAAAAUCUCUGCAUAUUUCUCUCGAUUCGGCGCCUUACAAAAUUUAUUAUUAUGCUACCGUUAUGCUAAAUACUGGUGUAAUUGCGUAUAUUGGUGGCAGUAAAGCACCAAAUGGUAAUAUGUCCAAUAUUCCUAUGAAUGAGAUUCUUACAUAUGAUACAUAUUUAUCAAAAUGGGAUAUAAAGAAUGCCACGGUUGCUCAUGGCGCAAUUCCAGUUCCACGACAAGGUCAUUCAGCAUCCAUAGCACCAGAUGGUCGGAUUUUUGUAUAUGGUGGCUAUGAUGGUAAUGACAAUGCAAUUGAGCUUAAUGGAAGUUAUCCCAUAUUUGCGGUUCUUGAGCUUGUUAGUAACGAAUUUGUGUGGUCCAUUCCUGAACUCAUCGGUCUGGCGGGUAAUUUUAGGAUCUUCCAUACCUCACAUGUAUUCGAGAAUUAUUUGAUCGUUACAUUUGGGCAAAAUAAAACGAAUGGUAGAAUGAGUACAAUCGAUCUGAUUGAUAUAAGUAAUAGAGAUAUUUAUAAAUUUGUCACAGACUUUACACCACAGGGUUAUGUACCACCUGUACCAUCAUCAUCAUCACCACCAUCAUCACCAUCUCUUAAUAACAUCAUAAUAGCAACAGUAAUUGGUUCCGUUGUGGGUUUGGUUGUUGUUGGAUGUACUUUCUUUUUGAUAAGACGUUAUCGACAUUAUAAAUAUCGAGAUGUUAUUCCUACUAGUUAAAAGAAUUUAAUAAUAGAGGGAAUUUAAAAAUCAUUGAUCGAUUAACGCAUAUUAUUAAAUAAUUAAUUAAUUUUUCGAAUACUAUAGACAUAAAAUGCAGAAUAGACGAAACAAUGCAUAAAGUAACUCUGGUAGUUAUUUUUUUUCAAAACCACAUUUUUUUCAUUAAUUAAUUAACCAGAUGGUUUGAUCGAACAAUCAUGGUAACUUGAUCUAUCAAAUUAUCAACAUUUUAUAAUAUUUAUUAUCCUGAUUUUAUUCAUUAAGAUCAUUUUAUUUAAUAAA